AAGAUGUGUACAGUGGUGGUGAGGAAUUGGUUAGAGCAGAUGAAGAAGAAGCGAAAAAAUGGUUGGUAAUGUUGGCCAUGGGUCCCCCACACGCAUUCAAUGCCCAUUGUUUCUGAAUUAUUAUCUCUCUUUUUCUCAUUGGAACAUAAACUUCAUAACUCUUCCUCGUCUUGUCUAGUUUCUUCCCUAACCUAAGCUCUCAGCAUUCUCUUCCUUCCACCUGUCCACAUCCAUCCAAACCACGCUUCUUUUGUCUUCUCUUCCAUUAUUACUCUCUCUCUCUCUCUCUCUCUCUCUCAGUGUUCACUGUUCACUUCUUUACUCAAAAAAGGACAAUCAUGCAGGAGGUUGAGCCUGAAGCCACCGCCGCUUCUUCAUCUCCGCCUCGCCGUGUUAUUCUUAUAUCAGCUGGUGCUAGCCACUCUGUUGCUCUUCUCUCUGGGAAUGUUGUUUGCUCGUGGGGUAGGGGAGAAGAUGGACAAUUAGGUCAUGGGGAUACUGUUGAUAGACUUUUGCCUACUCAACUUAGUGCAUUGGAUAAUCAGCAAAUUGUGUCUGUUGUUUGUGGAGCUGAUCAUACUAUUGCUUAUUCGGAGGAGCGUGUUGAAGUAUAUAGUUGGGGAUGGUAUUUGCCUUGUUGAUUUGGAGACUUUCAUAUCACAACUAUCCCUAGCUGUACGCUUUAACUACUAUGUAGUUAAUCUUUUGGGUGACUUUGGACGGUUGGGUCAUGGUAAUUCUAGUGACUUGUUCAUUCCUCAACCUAUUAGAGCAUUGCAAGGACUAAGGAUAAAGCAACUUGUUUGCGGGGAUAGCCACUGUUUGGCAGUUACUAUGGAAGGCGAGGUUCAGAGUUGGGGGCGGAAUCAAAAUGGUCAACUUGGACUAGGCACUACGGAGGACUCGCUUGUUCCACAAAAGAUUCAAACAUUUCAGGGAAUACCUAUCAAAAUGGUUGCUGCUGGGGCUGAACAUAGUGUAGCCAUCACUGAAAAUGGAGAGCUGUACGGAUGGGGUUGGGGCCGAUACGGAAACUUGGGACUGGGAGAUAGAAAUGAUCGCUGCAUUCCAGAGAAAGUUUCUUCUAAUGAUUUGCAGUGUGACAAGAUGGUCAUGGUUGCUUGUGGCUGGCGGCAUACAAUAUCUGUUUCAUCGUCUGGCGAACUAUACACAUAUGGAUGGAGCAAAUAUGGCCAACUAGGACAUGGAGAUUGUGAGGAUCAUCUUGUGCCUCACAAGCUUCAAGCCUUGAGUGAUAAGUCAAUUAGUCAGGUGGCAGGUGGUUGGAGGCAUACUAUGGCACUCACGACUGGUGGAAUUCUUUAUGGAUGGGGCUGGAAUAAGUUUGGACAAGUUGGAGUUGGUGACAAUGUCGAUCGCUGUUCUCCUGUGCAAGUGAAGUUUCCCCAUGAUCAGAAAGUAGUUCAGAUGUCAUGUGGGUGGAGACACACACUUGCUGUUACUGAAAAAGACAACGUAUAUUCUUGGGGAAGAGGCACAAAUGGGCAACUUGGGAUUGGUGAUACCAUUGACUGGAAUAGUCCAAAGAUUAUCGAGGCUUUGAGUGUUGAUGGAUCUUGUGGGCAGCACAUAGAAUCCUCAAACACAGAUCAAUUAUCAGGAAAAACCUUUGCCUCCUUAGCUGAGAGAUAUGCAGUUGUACCAGAUGAAGCUGCGUCACUGCAAUCUGUAGAUAGGCUCGAUCUUAGUGUCCCAGAGAGUGAUGUCAAACGGAUCAGAGUUUGAUUUACUAACGAGUAAAGGUAUCCUUUUGACGAGAAUGAUGCAUCCAAUCAAUGUCUCUGCCUCAGCAGUCCAUGGGGAUCAAGCACCCACUUCUCUAUCAUUUUGGCUAUUAACAUGAUUAUUGUAAAGUAAUAUAUAUCCAUUAUUAUGAAAAAUAUUGCAUGUGAUAUGACUCUUCUAUAUAUAUUAUUAAUCAGCGAGAAUACAUUUACAA
Molecule: messenger RNA, 1960 nt
Organism: Vicia villosa (hairy vetch)
Lineage: Eukaryota; Viridiplantae; Streptophyta; Magnoliopsida; Fabales; Fabaceae
Product: ultraviolet-B receptor UVR8-like
Exons: 13
Coding region: 490-1746 (418 amino acids)
Source: RefSeq, a predicted model, not a curated record